This is a messenger RNA of Trichosporon asahii var. asahii CBS 2479, 1968 nucleotides long. RefSeq names its product calcium ion transporter. The record is from RefSeq and is a predicted model, not a curated record. The coding region runs from base 1 to 1968 and encodes 655 amino acids. The transcript has a single exon. Gene Ontology annotation, biological process: intracellular calcium ion homeostasis; calcium ion transmembrane transport. Lineage: Eukaryota; Fungi; Basidiomycota; Tremellomycetes; Trichosporonales; Trichosporonaceae. Gene Ontology annotation, cellular component: fungal-type vacuole membrane. Gene Ontology annotation, molecular function: calcium:proton antiporter activity.
AUGGCCAACCCUCCUGUUUCCAUCGACGAGCCCGAACCCGAUAUACGUGGCUUUACCCACUCAUCUAUCGACAACUCCAAUGAUCGCACUGUAAUCGCACACGACCUCCCCGCGCCCCUCCCCCAGCACCACCUCGACCCCACCGCCCUCCUCGACGAGAAGACGGAGCAUGUCACCGUCUACGAGCAUGCUGACCUCUCUCAACCCAACCUCCAACGCCACGACUUCGCCACUCACGAUGCGAACGUCAAGCGCGUCCCUGAAGGUGGCAACAAUUCGAACGCGUCUGUUGACACCUUCGAACCCCACCAUGGCGACGAUGGCGAGGCCCCCGUGAAGUGGGAGGACCCAACGUACUGGCAAUCUUUCAAGAAUAUGAUGCGUGGUGUUCCCAUCCUCUGGAUCACCCCUGCACUCGUUCCAGUCGCAUGGGGCCUGCACUUCAGUCAUCAGAACCCCGUCGCCGUCUUCGUCGUCUCGCUGCUCGCCAUUGUCCCUCUCGCCGGUGGUCUUGGUUUCGCAACCGAAGAGCUCGCCAUCCGUUGUGGUGACACCUGGGGUGGUCUCCUGAACGCGACUUUCGGAAACGCCGUCGAGCUUCUCGUCGCCAUCCUUGCGCUUGUCAAGGGUGACAUUGACAUCGUCCAGGCCUCCAUGGCCGGAUCCAUCCUCAGUAACAUUCUGCUCGUUUUGGGUAUGAGUUACUUUGCUGGUGGUCUCCGUUUCCAUGAGCAGGUCUACGGCGUUGUCGGUGCGCAGACGAUGAUUUCGCUCCUCGGCCUGUCCGUCUUCGCCAUCCUGCUCCCCGAGGCCUACCACCUCGCCUGGCCCUCGACGUCGACCGCUCGUUCCAGUGCCCAGUCGGCGGAAAUUCCCCCUGAGCAGAUGGCCAUCAUCCUGUCCAUGUCGCGCGGUCUCAGUUUCAUCCUGCUUGCUUGUUAUGUCGCGUACCUGCUGUUCACGCUCUGGACGCACGCAUACCUUUUCAAGCAGCGCGAUGAGAUCGCCGUCUCCGCCCUCCCGACGCCCUCUCACCAGCGAGUCUUCCCCCGCCCUCAGUGGGUGCCAAGCCUUCACACGGUCAUCUCGCGUGACACGGACACCAAGAGCCAAGCCUCUUCAGACGACAGCCACAUGCACACCCUCUCGGUUCCCACCGUUGAGCUCAACGGUGUGGCGCAGCCCCACCGCAACUCUGGCAGCUCCUCGCCCGGUGUGCAGUCGCCCUCCAUCCUGGCGAACAACCAGCAGACACCUCCCGAGCUCGACAUUGGCCGCGCUCGUGCCUACUCCUCGGCUUCUGCGACCCGCACCAGCCCCAGCCUGCGUUUCCGCGAGACAACGCACCCCCUCUCCACCGCGACCACCAUUGACACACUUGACAUUGAGGCUCAGCACCACCGUGUCGAGGCCGGUCUUCCUGAGAACCCUCGUACCAAGGCGAUCUUCGCCUUCGGUAUGCUUAUCACGUUCACUGGUCUCGCCGGUCUCACCGCCGAAUGUCUCGUCGACUCGAUCGACGGUCUCACCGAGUCGACCAGCGUCUCGCGCGAGUUCGUCGGUCUCAUCCUUCUGCCUGUCAUCGGUAACGCCGUCGAGCACAUCACGGCUGUCACUGUUUCGCUCAAGGACCGUCUCAACUUGUCCAUGAGCAUCGCGGUUGGAUCCUCGAUCCAGGUCUCGCUCGGUAUUCUUCCUCUUCUUGUUCUCAUCGGUUGGAUGAUCGGGCAGCCCAUGUCGCUCCUGUUUGACACCUACGAGACGAUCGUCCUUGUGAUCGCGAUCAUUCUCGUCAACUUUGCCAUCGCCGACGGUCGCUCGCAGUAUCUCGAGGGAUUCGUCCUCAUGAUGGCCUACGUCUGUAUCGCCCUCGUCACCUGGUUCUACGACCCCAUCCAUCAAAGUACUAUACGAAAAAGUCGUAGAGCCGUGUCUGUUGUAACACGUCAUCUCGAAGUAUAUUUAUAG